Magnolia sinica is the source of this 1589-nucleotide messenger RNA. RefSeq names its product tubulin beta-2 chain-like. The record is from RefSeq and is a predicted model, not a curated record. NCBI's taxonomy places the organism in Eukaryota, Viridiplantae, Streptophyta, Magnoliopsida, Magnoliales, Magnoliaceae. Gene Ontology annotation, biological process: mitotic cell cycle; microtubule cytoskeleton organization. Gene Ontology annotation, molecular function: structural constituent of cytoskeleton; GTP binding; GTPase activity. Gene Ontology annotation, cellular component: microtubule; cytoplasm. Bases 69 to 1406 code for a protein of 445 amino acids. The transcript is spliced from 3 exons.
CUCUCUCUCUCUCUCUCUCUCUCUCUCUCUGUGAUUUUCGUAGCAACCCUCUUCAGAUUUCGAAGAAAAUGCGUGAAAUUCUUCAUAUCCAAGGUGGCCAAUGCGGCAAUCAGAUCGGGGCCAAGUUCUGGGAAGUCGUAUGUGCUGAGCACGGCAUCGAUCCCACCGGAAGAUAUCAUGGGGAUUCCGAUAUUCAACUCGAGAGAAUCAACGUCUAUUACAACGAAGCAAGCUGUGGGAGGUAUGUUCCUCGUGGUGUUCUGAUGGAUCUUGAGCCAGGAACCAUGGACAGCAUCCGAUCAGGACCCUAUGGUCAGAUCUUCCGACCUGAUAACUUCGUCUUCGGCCAAUCGGGUGCUGGGAACAACUGGGCCAAAGGGCAUUACACCGAGGGUGCGGAGCUGAUCGAUUCGGUCCUUGAUGUCGUCCGGAAAGAGGCAGAAAACUGCGACUGCUUGCAGGGUUUCCAGGUCUGUCAUUCCUUAGGUGGAGGGACGGGCUCCGGCAUGGGGACGCUUUUGAUAUCGAAGAUCAGGGAAGAAUAUCCUGAUCGGAUGAUGCUCACCUUCUCUGUUUUCCCCUCUCCAAAAGUCUCUGAUACAGUCGUUGAGCCUUACAACGCAACGCUGUCUGUCCAUCAGCUGGUUGAGAACGCCGAUGAGUGCAUGGUCCUUGAUAAUGAAGCUCUCUAUGACAUCUGCUUCAGGACUCUCAAGCUUACUACACCCAGCUUUGGGGAUCUGAACCAUCUGAUAUCUGCCACAAUGUCCGGAGUGACCUGCUGCCUCAGGUUCCCAGGCCAGCUCAACUCCGACCUCCGAAAGCUUGCUGUCAACCUCAUCCCCUUCCCCCGCCUGCAUUUCUUCAUGGUGGGCUUUGCUCCUCUAACAUCCCAUGGGUCCCAGCAGUACCGGCAACUGACGGUGCCUGAACUGACCCAACAGAUGUGGGACUCCAAGAACAUGAUGUGUGCUGCUGAUCCACGUCAUGGACGGUACCUUACUGCAUCGGCUGUGUUUCGUGGCAAAAUGAGUACAAAGGAAGUUGAUGAGCAGAUGAUUAAUGUGCAGAACAAGAAUUCCUCCUACUUUGUGGAAUGGAUCCCCAACAAUGUUAAAUCCACAGUCUGUGACAUUCCGCCCACGGGCCUGAAGAUGGCGUCGACAUUCAUUGGGAACUCGACAUCGAUCCAGGAGAUGUUUGGACGGGUGAGCGAGCAAUUCACAGCCAUGUUCAGGAGGAAGGCGUUCUUGCAUUGGUACACGGGUGAGGGGAUGGAUGAGAUGGAGUUUACAGAGGCAGAGAGUAACAUGAAUGAUUUGGUUUCAGAGUAUCAGCAGUAUCAGGAUGCGACGGCAGAUGAGGAGGGAGAAUAUGAGGAUGAGGAAGUUGAAGAAGAUAUGUGAUGGUUGUCAUGCAAUCAUCUGAUACUGCAACUUCCAGUUGCUCGGUCGCCAGAGGUGGCUGAAUAUCAUCGUGGGAGAUGUAGGUGUUCUUUCUUUUCAGUUUACAUGUUUGGAUAGUGGAAUCCAAGGCAAAAAGAAAAGAAAACACAAAUUAUCCAAUUAUGAGUUUCAGUUUUAUGUUCA